Cuscuta europaea is the source of this 1738-nucleotide messenger RNA. The record is from the annotation of a GenBank genome assembly. Lineage: Eukaryota; Viridiplantae; Streptophyta; Magnoliopsida; Solanales; Convolvulaceae.
GGCCUUUAUUUAGACGGGUAAAGGUAAGGAAGGAUCGUCUCUUCCUAAUUUGCAUGCUCGCUUAGUCGCUUUAGUCUUUUUACAGAUUCAGUACCUCUCCUGAACCCACACCGGUAGCAGCAGAAGCUACUACAAACUACAUAUACGGAGGACUCUGAGAGUUUGUUGUCCCUUCGGGGACAUCCGAUAAAAUUGGAACGAUACAGAGAAGAUUAGCAUGGCCCCUGCGCAAGGAUGACACGCACAAAUCGAGAAAUGGUCCAAAUUUUUUUUGUCCCUUUAACUUUUUGAUCGCUGCUCGGCUUCUGCUGCGUGUUUGAAGCUGUACAAUGUUUUCUUCUUGCUGAUUCUACUUCGAAAUCGGCUCUGGGCAAGUCUUACAAUCCCAGCUGAAAUUGUUGUUAGCUAGUUCUAUUGAUACAUCAAUAAGUGUUAGCAGGCUCAAUGAAGGAAUUCUCACCCGGUACAUUACUACAGAUAAACAUCAGGAGCAAAAUUGUAUCCUUAAUGUGUUUGCUUCCACACAUUUAAGUGUGAUCCAAUGUUAGCACACCAGACUGCUAGAAAGGUUUCCAGGUGGAGAAGAUCUUGUGCCUACCGUGUGCUUGAUUAUUACACUGUGCCUGAAAUGGAACUCCAGAGUACCAAGGGUGAACCACAGAAAGAAACAUUUUCAUUUAAGCCACAUGAACAAAACAAAGUAUAUCUUAACAGGAAGGAGGGCAAGGCAGGAUCAUAUAUAUGGCAAAGACAAACAAACAGAUAUUCACUAAAUCCUGUCUUCAACCAAAAACCUGAUGUGCCUGGAGCAGCGCAUGAUUCUUUUCAUAAGUUACGCCACUGUUAUGGCACCCAAUCAUAUCCCAGCAAUGGCCUAAACAAGGUAUUGGGAUGUAUGCCUGGGAUUGUGAGAAUAGUAGAGGUGGGUCCAAGAGAUGGCUUGCAAAAUGAGAAAAAUAUCAUACCUACAAGUGUGAAGGUUGAACUAAUAAAAAUGCUUGUUUCUGCUGGGCUGUCGGUUGUGGAAGCUACAAGUUUUGUGUCGCCAAAGUGGGUACCGCAGCUUGCUGAUGCAAGGGAAGUAAUUCAAGAAAUUCAAAGUAUUGAAGGAGUGCGAUUUCCAGUAUUAACACCAAAUAUGAAAGGUUUCGAGGCUGCUGUUUCAAGUGGGGCCCAAGAAGUUGCAGUAUUUGCUGCUGCCUCUGAGUUAUUUUCUCGGUCAAAUAUAAAUUGUAGCAUUGAAGAGAGUCUCACCAAAUAUCGUGAUAUUGCUCGCGCAGCCAAAAACCAUUCCAUUCCAGUUUUUGGGUACGGUCAUUCCAAUGCUAGAUGCUGUCUGUGAAGUUGUUCCUGUGGAGAAGCUUGCUGUCCAUUUUCAUGAUACAUAUGACCAAGCCCUGCCUAACAUUCUUGUGUCCUUACAGCGAUUGCAGAAUUGCAGAGGAAGGAGAAGGAUGAAUGUUUGGCAGAAUUGCAGAUUUCAGUAUUCCACCCUUGCACUAGAUCAAGCUUGUUUCGAGAAGUGAAGUCUACUAAUGUUAAAGCAGUUUGAGUACACAAAGAUUAAACAUGUAGUCGCAUUACUAUUACUUGCUUCCCUUUUCAAUUCACUUGUAAAUGUACCAAAAAAAAGUUUAUUUAUAUCUUUUUUUAACAUUGUUAUUCUUUCAAAAAAAACAUUGAUAUAUUAUAAUUGAAAUUCUGGUAUUAAUUUAAAUAUUUAUUCAUUGGAUACCAU